This is a messenger RNA of Nannospalax galili (Upper Galilee mountains blind mole rat), 1053 nucleotides long. RefSeq names its product thymocyte nuclear protein 1 (gene Thyn1). The transcript has 8 exons. The coding region runs from base 217 to 897 and encodes 226 amino acids. Gene Ontology annotation, cellular component: nucleus. The record is from RefSeq and is a predicted model, not a curated record. NCBI's taxonomy places the organism in Eukaryota, Metazoa, Chordata, Mammalia, Rodentia, Spalacidae.
CAGAGAUCCCCAGGGCAGCACAGCUCGGACGCGUCUUCCGAAGUCAGCGGGGCGCAGUAAUUUCCCCUGGGCUUCUGGAGGUGGCCGGGUUGUCUUUUUCAGAGGCUGCCCUUUAGGCUUCCUCCCAUUGUGUCCAUAUUGGUCUGUGCAGGCCUUAGAAGACAAGAAUUACUUCUUGCAUUUCCGGAUUGACCGCUUCAGCCUCCUGAAGAGACCAUGCCGAGACCACGGAAGAGGCUGGCUGGGGCUGCUGGCCAAGACAAGAAGGGGCUACUGGGAAAACGAACUAAAACUGAGAACACAGAAAAUACAUCCACUAAGCUGGAGAACUCCAGCCCUCAGAAGACUCCAGCCUCUAAAAACUGUGGGAAGAAUUCAAGCAACUACUGGUUGAUGAAGUCAGAGCCAGAAAGCCGGCUAGAAAAAGGAGUAGACGUGAAGUUCAGUAUUGAGGAUCUCAAAGCACAACCCAAACAGAGAGCAUGCUGGGAUGGUGUUCGCAACUACCAGGCUCGGAACUUCCUCAGGGCCAUGAAGUUGGAGGAAGAAGCCUUCUUCUACCAUAGCAACUGCAAACAGCCAGGCAUCAUGGGACUUAUGAAGAUUGUAAAGGAGGCUUAUCCAGACCACACACAGUUUGAGAAAAGUAACCCCCACUAUGACCCAUCCAGCAAAGAGGACAACCCCAAAUGGUCCAUGGUGGAUGUACAGUUUGUUCGGAUGUUGAAGCGUUUCAUCUCCCUAGAUGAGCUCAAAACCUGUCACCAAGCCCACAAAGCUACUGGUGGUCCCUUAAAAAGCAUGGCUCUCUUCACUCACCAGAGACUUUCAGUUCAGCCUUUGACCCAAGAAGAGUUUGAUUUUAUUUUGAGCCUGGAGGAAACAGAACCAAGUUAACAAAAGCUGUAGUGAUGGAAUGGACAAGCCAUCAUCCAAAAAAAGUUGAAGUUUUUAUAAGCCAAUAGAAGGAAAAAGCUUGCUGUGUUCACCUGGGAUCACGUACAUAGGUGGUUUGUUAAUUUUUUCAAUAAAACAUUUGGUGUUAAAGUUGAA